AUGCGACCCUCAGCAAUGCAUUCCAAAAAACGCGACGAGCCGCUCCAACUGCCACCAGUCCCAUACGUUCUAAGCGAUAGUGGAGUAUUCGACGGCAACGACGGAAAAUGGUCAUCAUUCCUUCUCAAUAUUGGAGAUGAUGGCUCUGGAAGAGGCCAGAACUUCAGGGUUCUCAUUUCUACUUCAUCUCCAGUCGUCCUGGUUCCUGGACAAACUGAAUGGUGUGAUGACGAUGAGUGCGCUAAGAAGCGUGGACUUGAGCUUUACGACGGAAAGCAGCCUCUCGGACUACAAGACUCGGCGCAAUGGCAAGCCUCUGAGAUUUACAACGUACCUCAGCCGUAUUGGUGGAGUGAUUCCUACAGAAUUGAUCAGAGCGACUUGAAUGGCCUAUGGGGAGUCGAUAACGUGGCUUUGGGGGCAAGCUCGCCAAAAAGUUUCAUACUAGCCGAACAGUAUGUGGUCAGGACCUUGGUGAAGGAUUUCUUCAUGGGCUCUUUUGGACUCGCUGUGGGAGCUGUUGGUCCACCUGGUGGAGACAAACCAAAUUUCCUGGACAAUUUCGAAGCUGCGAAUAAGAUCGCAAGUCGUUCAUAUGGAUACACCGCUGGUGCAUACUAUCGAAACAACAACAACGGAGUCCCAGGAAGCCUGGUCUUAGGCGGGUACGACGAAUCACGAUUCAAACCGAAAGGUACAUCCAUACGCAUGCCGAAUGACAAGAACAACGCGCUUGUUGUUGGAGUACAGUCUAUUCUUUAUGCAAUGGAUCAAGACGUUGAGACAAAUACAGUGAGAUUGACACCAAGUGGAGGAUUCUCUGCUACGAUAGAUUCCACACUACCCUAUCUCAUCUUACCAGACGAAGUUUGCGACGAGUUUGUAUCCAAAUUUCGUCUGGAGUUCGAUGAAGAUAGUCAGUUGUUUCUUGUCAACUCUACUUCUCACCAAGCCAACCAGCGUGAGAAUGCUACCGUUUCCUUCAAAAUCGGGGCAAGCCCUUCCGACAGCGACAUCUUCACUUCGAUUGUCUUACCAUAUGUAGCGUUCGACCAACAGGCCAGCUUUCCUCUGCCCGUUCCUAAUGAAAGCAACCAGUACUUUCCGAUCAAGAGAUCCGAGAACGGUGUGUUUGUGCUGGGUCGCACAUUUUUACAAGAAGCAUACAUUAUCGUCGAUUACGAAAGGACCAAUUUUACAGUCGCGCCAGCAUUAUUUGCUGAUCCUAUGCCUACCCAGAGUCUUGUCACCAUAUUCAACGAGUCAUACACUAGACUACCUUCUGUCGCAAACGAUGAUUCCGAAGGGGGACUACCUACUGGUGCAAUUGCGAGAAUCGUUGUGGGAAUUGUUAUAGUUUUCGCUCUCGCUGCUAUUGGUGUCUUCAUUUGGUGGAAACGCCGUAAUCCAAAGAAAGAUGGGAUUGAAAGUGAAAGGCCCCUGGAGAUAGACACAACCCAUGCUGGCACGGAGGUCAAGUACCGACGCGUUUCAGAGCUUACCGGAUCUGAAGGUCCGCAAUCACCAAGAGGCUCGUCGCUGGGUUACUACGGUCCAGAUCACAAGUCGAUACCCCCAAUUUGCGAGAUGUCACCAGACAGUCCCCCCUCCGAGCUUUACAGUCCUCCACCUGAAGGCCAUGACGGUGUCGAUUAUUUUGCUUCUGCCGAGGCAAGACGGCAGGGGGCAAUGCGAGAUCGCCGCUCUCCAGGCAUGAGCACAACGCAAACGCCUACUAUUGCUGAACUCCCCGGAGAAGGCAUUACAUACGAGACUUCUGCGGAUGAAUCGAAGCCGACACAAAGACCUCGACAUAGCCGUAGCCCGAGUGACAGUUCACUUGGUACCAACAUUGAUGCAGUGUUAGCGAACGAGCGAAUGGCCCGUCCGAGGAAUGGAUCGGAUGUUAAUGACGCGGCGGUGGAGCCUUAUUCACCAAAUACUGUUGAGGAAGAAGCAGGUGUGAAAACAGUGGGACCAGACGAAGAUCAUGGCCCUGCUGAGCAGUCAGCUGUCGAACGGCGACCAUCGCAUUCGAGAGGGCUGAGUGACACUACAAUCCAAAGCGAAAGCACAGCAGUGUCGCAGCCCACACAAGAAGAGCUGGAUCGCUGGGCGAGGACCGGAGAGGUCGUACAGCGACCAAUGUCUCCGUAAUGUACAACCAUCUCAAGACCACUUCGGUGCACUCUUAGAAUAUUGCAAACAGCC
Molecule: messenger RNA, 2211 nt
Organism: Bipolaris sorokiniana ND90Pr
Lineage: Eukaryota; Fungi; Ascomycota; Dothideomycetes; Pleosporales; Pleosporaceae
Exons: 2
Coding region: 1-2157 (718 amino acids)
Source: RefSeq, a predicted model, not a curated record